Spirometra erinaceieuropaei is the source of this 609-nucleotide messenger RNA. Lineage: Eukaryota; Metazoa; Platyhelminthes; Cestoda; Diphyllobothriidea; Diphyllobothriidae. The record is from the annotation of a GenBank genome assembly.
AUGUUCUCGUCGCCAGUCGAGAUGUCGAGGAACAUCUCCAUCACUUUGCUUUUCGACCGAUUUCAGCAGUUUGGUGUCAUCCUGCAUCCUUCUAAAUGUGACCUAGGAGCCACUUCUCUUGAGUUCUUAAGUCACCUGAUCGAUUCAAACGGCAUUCGGCCUCUUCCCUCAAAGGUUGUCGUCAUUCGGGACUUUUCACUCUCUACAUCGAAGCGUCAGUUGAAACGGUUUCUUGGUAUGGUGAACGUUUAUCACCGGUAUCUCCCGAACUGUGCCCAUACCAUCCUACCUCUGACCAGUCUCCUCUCAGGUUCUAAGCACACCUUUGAACUAACACCAGCAGCACUCACGUUAGUUGAGCAGGUAAAAGCCCUGUUGGCUGAUGCCAACCUCCUGACUCACUUUCAUGCUGAUGCACUCAUAUCUCUGAUGGUCGAUGCCUUCAACGUUGCUGUUGACGCGGUCCUUCAACAAAGUCUGCCAGAUUCAACCGUGCCUUUGGCUUUCUUCUCCAGGAAAAUAUCCAAGGCCAGAACCCGCUACAGCACAUUCGGUUGUGAACUUCUCGCCGGUUAUCUUGCCGGAGGCACUUCCGGCAUUUACUCGUAG